Oryzias latipes (Japanese medaka) is the source of this 2158-nucleotide messenger RNA. RefSeq names its product BSCL2 lipid droplet biogenesis associated, seipin (gene bscl2). Gene Ontology annotation, biological process: lipid storage; lipid droplet organization. The record is from RefSeq and is a predicted model, not a curated record. Gene Ontology annotation, cellular component: endoplasmic reticulum membrane. Lineage: Eukaryota; Metazoa; Chordata; Actinopteri; Beloniformes; Adrianichthyidae.
CGCGGGGUCGCAGUUUUGUGGCGGUUUGAGCGGCGAACAGGAUGUUUUUGAGCCUCUUAGAACGAAACAAACACAGAAAUGAUGUAUUUGUGCCAGACAUUUUGUUUGGAACACGUUUUUUCCCCUCUCCGGUAUUGUUGGGUGCAGUGAAGCUGCGCAGUUUUCUCGUGGAGGCUGAAGAUCUCGCAGUUCUCAUCUCAGUCAGUUCGGGAGCGGAGACCCCCUCUUCUAAUGUAUGAACUGAAGCCGGAGUCCCCGGGGAGGCCGCAGUCCACCGGAGUUGGCGGGAGGACACCCUGUCCCGGGCCUGCUGAAGCCAUGGGGCACCAGGCGGUGGGGCCGCUCCUCCAUUGGCUGCAGGAUGUGGCGGCUGUGACUCUCCUGAAAGCUCGGCGGACCAUCUUCCAGGCCGCCAUCCUGUUCUGCAUCCUCUGCCUGCUCCUGUGGGUCUCCGUCUUCCUCUACGGGAGCUUCUAUUACUCCUACAUGCCCUCGGUGAGCUUCUCCACACCUGUGCACUUCUACUACUCCACGGACUGCAGUGGUCCAGGGCUUUGCUCCUUCCCAACAGCCAACAUCUCUUUUAUGAGGAACGACAGAGAGCAGGUCAUGGCCCACGGUCAACCGUAUCGAAUCUCCUUGGAGCUGGAGAUGCCAGAGUCUCCUGUGAACGAACGGCUGGGCAUGUUCAUGGUCAAGAUGUUUUGCUACACCAGGGGUGGGGGCAUUGUGUCCUCGGUGGGACGAUCAGCGAUGCUGCAUUACCGCUCGGCCCUCCUGCAGGCCCUCAGCACUUUCUUCUUCUCUCCUCUCCUCCUGACGGGCAUGGCUGAGCAGAAGCAGCUCGUGGAGGUGGAGCUCUUCUCCGAGUACAAGUCAAACGCCUACCAGCCCGCCAUCGGCGCCGUCAUCGAGGUCCAUUCCAAGCAGGUGCAGAUCUACUCGUCUCGCCUGCGCAUCCACGCCUACUUCACGGGCAUACGGUACGUUAUGUACAACUUCCCGGUGACGUCUGCCGUGAUCGGCGUGGCCACCAACUUUACCUUCCUGAGCGCCAUCGCUCUGCUGGGCUACCUGCAGUUCAUAUGGGGGGGGCUCUGGCCUCCCGACCAGGUGAAAGUCAAGGUCAUGAUGGGGGACAACACUCGCAUCCAGAGGAGGAAGGAGGAGGUUCGGAAGCGCAUGGAGAAGGAAAACUCCCUGAAGGAUCUCAGCGUUCCUGCAGCCAUCGAAACCUUGACGGUCGUCCGGGGAAACGGCACCGACGUUCCCGAGGCGCAAGGUCCAAAAAGUGAGGAAGAGGAGCCGCGGGACGAGGAGGAUCCGGCGGAAACGGACAGUCCGAGUGGACGCCCCGCAGCUCAGCCCGGAGACAUGGAGCUGAGGCACAGAGCUGGACCCUGGAUGAGCCUCUGAACCACGUCUGCCGGUUCCAGCAGCUGAAACGUCUCCAGCGCAGGUCCUCCAAAUGACUCCUGAAAUGAACCUUUUCUGUUACGUUUGCACAGAUUCUCCUCACGUUUGUCUGCAGAUGGUCCUGCUCUGCCGUGUCUUUGACUCUGGCUGGCAUCAGAUCAUCUGCAGAAACGUUCAGCGUUUGUCUGAAAGGCGACACGCUUCUGCUGAAGUCUGGUCAUACUUUUAGGGUCAGUUCUUGCCCCGACCUCUCCUCAGAGGAGCUUCGUUUGGGAUUUUCUCUGAAGAAAAAGAUCUCCUCAUUUCCACAGACUCUCCACUAAAACAGUCUUUGACGUAAAACUGUCACUUUUUGUUCAGUCUCAGUGAAACUCCAUCCCUCUAAACAGGUGUUUGUUGCUUUGCCAGGUUUAGAUGAAACACACCCUGCUCUUGUUUUUUCUAAUAUAAAUGAUAUUGUUUCCAUGACAACCAAGCAGGCAGCGCUUUAGGUGAGGAAUUGAAGUCAACUGUGCUCAGUAAAAACUGUAUCGUUUCUCAUAUUUGUGAGUGUUGUGUGUUUGAAAAGCAAAAGUUUGUAAAAGGAUAGAAGUGAAUGAAGUGCAGCUGCUGCUGGUUGGUGGUUGAACUCCCAGAUGUUUCCUCUGGACUCCAUGAGAGCUCAGAAGAUCCGGAUCGACCUGAUGAGACUCUGGAGAGACUUUAUUUAUGCACUGAAAAAUAAAAUGAGCAUCAAGCAUUA